Molecule: messenger RNA, 1346 nt
Organism: Toxotes jaculatrix (banded archerfish)
Lineage: Eukaryota; Metazoa; Chordata; Actinopteri; Toxotidae
Gene: ptn
Product: pleiotrophin
Exons: 5
Coding region: 89-571 (160 amino acids)
Molecular function (GO): growth factor activity
Source: RefSeq, a predicted model, not a curated record
GCAGCGGGGCAGAGGUGCAGAUGAAAAGAGCCUAGAGAAACUACUUCUUCAAGCUCUGAUAUACAACUACCAGACCUCCAAAAUAAAAAUGAAUGGACAGAAGCAGUGGACAAGGGUGGCUGUGAUGGCCCUCCUGGUGCUAACGGUGAUGGCAGCUGAGGGAGGCAAAGAGAAACAAGGAAAGAAGGAACGUAAGUCGGACUGCGGAGAGUGGCAGUGGAGUGUAUGUGUAGCCAAUGAAGGGGACUGUGGACUCGGCACCAGGGAGGGAACACGCACCGGCACCGACUGCAAGCAGACCAUCAAGACCCAACGCUGCAAGAUCCCCUGCAACUGGAAGAAGAAGUUCGGAGGGGAAUGCAAGUACGACUUCCAGGCAUGGGGGGAGUGUGAUCUGGCGACAGGCAAGAAGAACAGGACGGGCGUGCUGAAGCGAGCGCUCAUGGACGCGACAUGCGCCGCUACUGUCACAGCCACCAAGCCCUGCGGGAAAAUCCCCAAGACCAAGCUGCAAGAUGCAAAGAAGCAAAAGAAGGAAGGCAAGAAGCGAGAGCGCGCCCAAAUGGACUGAUGAGGUUGUUUGUCCCAGGGAGGAAGGAAGAAGAGGGUGGAAAAAUGUCCACUGCCCUAUUUCAACACGGUUCCUCUUUAUAUGUCCUGUAGGUUGACAGUAGGAGCCAAUAGAGCUUUGACAAAACCAGUGGAAAUAUGACUUUUAGUGACGUUUUACUUUUUCUUCUUUCUAGUACCUGAUAAGAUUCAACUUGUAUGUUGCCAUAGGAGAUAUAAUACUCAGUGGUAGGGACGAAUAAUGAAUAUGGAGAGAUUUGUUUACUAGUGUUCUGACCUAAUGAUGUUAUUUCUAGGAUUAUUUUCUCAAGAACAAAUUGGAUAGGAUUUGUUUUACAGUUGCAUAGCCUAACUCUAAUUUGGAAAACUCUUUGGUCCAUGCCCAGACUUAAUGAAGCAGUUUGCUAAAAGUGAAGCUCUAAACAUCUUCACUUAAUUGAGCAAAAAGGAAAAAAAAAACAAAACAAAAGUUGUGCAUUUGCAAUUUUUCUAGUGGCUCAAGUUCACCGUAGCUCUUUCCCUCCUGUCACUCUGUGGUAUAAUAUUUUUCUUUUAUUUCCAAUGAGAACAAACAAAACAUAAGCCGGUUCUUUCUGGAGGCUGCAUGAAAUAGCUACUCUACGUGUGUGCAAAGUGUUACUGUUUUUAGUUUGUUUUCCUCCUGCUGCUCUGUUGUACCUCAAUUUAUACCCACUGAUUUUUACUCUCUAGCUCCUGGCUGUAAAAAUUAAAGUCCUCACUAUUGUAGUCCUCAGUUGGACUUAACAUCCCCUUUG